This is a messenger RNA of Hibiscus syriacus, 1714 nucleotides long. RefSeq names its product probable E3 ubiquitin-protein ligase RHB1A. Bases 619 to 1221 code for a protein of 200 amino acids. The record is from RefSeq and is a predicted model, not a curated record. The transcript is spliced from 5 exons. Gene Ontology annotation, molecular function: ubiquitin-protein transferase activity; zinc ion binding. NCBI's taxonomy places the organism in Eukaryota, Viridiplantae, Streptophyta, Magnoliopsida, Malvales, Malvaceae.
GAAAUCUGGUUUUGUUGACUUAAUUGGUCUAUUUUGAUGAAUUCAUGUUGAAAUUCUGGAUAUGGAAUUAUAACAGGACAAUUGAACAGAGCAGGAGGAGAAUUUUUCUAAACAGUUUUGUGUUUGACAAUUAGUAACGGAUGUUGCUUUGGUUUUUACAUAUAUGAUUCUGCUAGUUUUUCAGAAUAUAAGAAUAUUUGUAGUGUGUGAUGUAAAGAGUAGAGUACCAGGCAGUUUUGCUUUGGUUUAGGUUAAAGUCUGUGUUUUCUAUGUUCGGUUUGUGGUUGAUGGCAAGUGUGAGUGAGAAUACACAAGUUUUUUUGUUACUUUCUUUUCGGUUUUACUUUUGCUCGAAAAACUUCAUGCUGUUUUUCAGGAACUAUCUAUUUUUGUUUUUAUAUCAGUGCGGUACAUCCAACUGCUUCUAGCUUUGCUUUUGUGUUUACAAUAUUUUUCACAUUUUCAUGUGGCAUGAAUAUGGUUUACUGAAUGGAACAAUUUGCUAUUCACAUCUUCAAAAGUGAUUUAGUGUUUUUCUUAUAACAGAUUUCUCUCCUUGUGAUGUGUGGAAUUCUUAUGUACAAAGUACUAGUAGUGUUGUAUGCGUAAGUAAAAGGAAUGGGGAGUUGCUGCUGUUGUUGCUCUUCUAGAGGAGUUGAAAAUAGUGCACCAGCAUAUUAUUAUAACCCAAGAGCUUCUGAAAGGCAUGUGCCUUUAUCUUCUCUCAAUGCUACUGCCUCUGCCCUCUCCUCCUGGUUGCUGGUUGACACAAAUCUGGAGGUAUCAGUUCCUGAUGCUUAUCAAUCUCCUCCUGCUCCAGUUCCAUUUGAUGCAGCUUUAGGACAUCCUCAAACUCCUUCCGCUUCCCAAGGAAAUCAUAACAGUAAGAGGGAUGAAGCAGUUCCUUUCAGCCCUCAAAAGACUUCUAUAAAAUCUGAUGAUGCAAAGGAAUUGGACUGCAAAGCGCAAGCUACUACUGGAAAUGAGUCAUCAAUGGGGCUAGAAGUAGAACUUUCAAAACCAGUUGAACCAAUUGUGUCUACGAAGGAGGAGGAAGAUUGUUGUCCAACCUGUUUGGAAGAGUAUGAUACAGAAAAUCCAAAAAUUAUCACAAAAUGCGAACAUCAUUUUCACCUGGCAUGUAUUCUUGAAUGGAUGGAAAGAAGUGAGACAUGUCCUGUGUGUGAUAAGGAAAUGAUAUUUGACUUGCCUAGUGAUUAGUUCCCUGGUGCUGGACUCAGUUUUGGCUGCUUGAAAUUAAGUUUUGUUGAAAAGGUUACAGCUUACCAAACCCAUCAGAAUUUCACUUUUUUUCUUUUUACUCCUCAUUUGCCAUCAUAUAUUUAGCGGCUGCUGCAGAUUUGGUUUUGGAUUCUUUUCCAUUCAUUUUAUAAGGGAGUCUUGCCAAUUUGUGAACAUAGUCUCUUUGUGCUUUCACCCCUUGGAACUUGAAACCUUUGAAAAUGGAUAGAUGAAGAGGAAGAAGAAAGAAGUACAGAAAAAGAAACACAGAAACAAGUUCGAUACCAUUUUAAAGUUUAAUUCUUGAUGGAGUAUCAGUAUGCAUUACCCUAGAUAUUUAGGAGGAAUACUAUACAGUCAUGCAGUUUUACAUUGCCUUGUUUGUGCAGAAACCUGCUAGUUUCCCAUAGCAACACAUGAACUCUUUCUUCUCGCAUACGUAUAUAAAUACAUACGUAAUAUAUAUAUAAUA